AAAAAACUAACCUAAGAAGGCCUUUUGUACCAGGCCCAAUAGGGCUUAGUCGAGCAGAUCGGCGGCUGCCCCUGCCCUCCCUUUGUCUCUUUAACAAUAAUCAAUUGUAAAAAAUAAAAUAAAUCAGAGAACAAUAAUGGCAAAGUUGAAAAUUGGAAGACUACUUACCUACCAAAUCUAGCAAACGAUUUAUCUUCUGCUUUUUCUCCCCUCCCCAUGCGCUGCCUUCUCGGUUUUCCUUCAAACUGAUCAGACACAUACUCAACCGCCUUCAUCCUCCCUCCGCCUCAGUUGCAUUUCUCCGCCUCCGCCUGUCAAGCAACCGCUGGUCGCUCAGUAGCGGUCUCCUCCUCCGGGCCACCAUCGUCGCCUGCCACCUCCGCCGCUGAUUCGCUGUAGCGGUUGUGGGAAGAAGAGCGGAGGAAAGUCGCCCGGACUAACCACGUUGGUUGUGGGAAGAAGAGCGGGCCACCAUCGUCGCUUGCCACCUCCGCCGCUGACUCGUUCCCGAUCUGCUCGACUAACCACGCGGUGUCGCCGGCCACGUUUCCACCGCCGCAGGUACUUUUCUUUAAUUGAUUGUUAACUAUUUGGUACGUUCUAUUAGAAUAGUUGAUCAUAAUGUGUUCUUAUACUCCUAUUGAAUAUCCACAGUACGUGCAAGAACAGAAAUUGAGUAGGGUCUCCGUGCUGUAAUUUUCUGACAAUGGAUGAUAUAUCGCAAUGGUACCCCGACUUUAUGGUUGAGCCUGGUUUCGUUGCAAAGCUGAAGUAUGAGGAAGCAUUACAUAUGUCUAUUUUGUCGGAUUCAAUCGAUCUUACAUUGUUGCAAGAGAAUGGUGACGAUGAGGGCACUUCUUACCUCAUCUCCGGACGUGUCGGCGAGGUGAAUACAUCCUGGUGUGCUGAAUGUAGAGUUCAUUUGAUCCACCUAACUAUCGAGGAUGAUUAUUUGGAUAUUGAGGUUGUUUUCCCAUCGACAAACUUGCGCAAAAUCGUUUCAGAUGUAGUAAGUGAUAAAGAUAUGGCCAAUGCCGAUUUCGUUACCCUUAUCAACUUGAUUGGUGGAAACUCCUAUGAGUUUUUGGUCACAUAGGGUCCUUGGAACAAUGCGUCGAGUUUUUUUGAGCUGUUAUUGGUAAAAUUAUUUUUUCCUCCCGGAAACUGAAUACCAUUUCAGCAAUGUCAAUAGAAUCUACUAAAGUUG
Messenger RNA from Linum trigynum, 1207 nucleotides. Lineage: Eukaryota; Viridiplantae; Streptophyta; Magnoliopsida; Malpighiales; Linaceae. The record is from the annotation of a GenBank genome assembly.